This is a messenger RNA of Corapipo altera (White-ruffed manakin), 3474 nucleotides long. RefSeq names its product actin filament associated protein 1 like 2 (gene AFAP1L2). Bases 123 to 2666 code for a protein of 847 amino acids. Lineage: Eukaryota; Metazoa; Chordata; Aves; Passeriformes; Pipridae. The record is from RefSeq and is a predicted model, not a curated record. Gene Ontology annotation, biological process: regulation of mitotic cell cycle; positive regulation of DNA-templated transcription; regulation of interleukin-6 production. The transcript has 20 exons. Gene Ontology annotation, cellular component: cytosol. Gene Ontology annotation, molecular function: SH3 domain binding; SH2 domain binding.
CCGGCCGGGGGAGCCGGCGCUGCUGGAACAGGAGGAUACGGGAGCGGAGCGGAGCCGAGCGCAGGCAGUGCCGUGUCCCGGAGCCCUCGGGAGCCGCUGGGCUACGGCCCCGCUGCACCCCCAUGGAGAAAUACAAAGCUCUCGAGCAGCUGCUCACAGAGCUUGAAGAUUUUCUGAGGAUACUGGACAAGGAGAACUUGAGCAGCACUGCUGUUGUGAAGAAGAGCUUCCUGUCUGACCUUCUGCGAGUCUACACCAAGUCCAGUGGUGGCGAUGAGGAGUAUAUUUAUAUGAACAAAGUGACAGUCCAUAAACAGCAGGGUGACCAAGACGACCACGACAAAGUGCUGGAUCAGAGAAACUCCUUGACCAAUGGAGACUCAGGACUGCAUUUGUCACCUCCUCAGAAGAGCCUGCCAGACCUUCCCCCUCCCAAGAUUCCCGAAACAAAACAACCUCCAGUCCCCAAGAUCGAAUCCCCAGAGGGAUAUUAUGAAGAGGCUGAGCCAUAUGACAUCUCUGUAAAUGGUCUUUUUGGUAGGCUUGCUGCAGCUGGACCCAGGCCAGGGUUGCAGGUUACUGAGGGCGUUAUUUAUGCCACAAUAACAAUGGAAGAUGGUGAAGCCAUUAGUAGUUCCUAUGAAUCUUAUGAUGAAGAAGAGAGCAGCAAAGGCAAGUCAGCAACCCAUCAGUGGCCAUCCACAGAGGCCACCAUUGAGCUGAUGAAGGAUGCCCGCAUCUGUGCCUUCCUGUGGAGAAAGAAGUGGCUGGGACAGUGGGCAAAACAGCUGUGUGUUAUCAAGGAGACCAGGUUGCUGUGCUACAAGAGCUCCAAAGACCACAGCCCUCAGCUGGAUGUGAAUUUGCUGGGCUGCACUGUCAUUCACAAGGAAAAGCAAGUGAAGAAGAAAGAGCACAAGCUGAAGAUCAUUCCCACGAAUGCUGACGUCAUUGUGCUGGGGCUGCAGAGUAAAGACCAGGCAGAGCAGUGGCUCAGGGUAAUCCAGGAGACCAGUGGUCUGCUGUGCGAAGGAGGCAGUGAAGGCAACCAGUACAUCCCAGAUUCACAGCGCCUCAGCUACCCAAAGGUGGAGGUAUCUGAGAGAUACUCUGCAGCCUCUGAGAGCGGGAGCAGCACGGAUGGCCACCCAGAGACAGCUGAGACAAAAGAUGUUAAGAAGAAGGGCACAACUGGCCUGAAACUGAGCAACCUGAUGAACCUCGGGAGGAAAAAGUCCAGCUCCAUGGAUAGCCCAGAGAGAUCCUUGGAGACUUCAAGUUACCUGAAUGUGCUAGUGAACAGCCAGUGGAAGUCACGUUGGUGUCAGAUAAAAGAUGGUCACCUCCAUUUCUACCAGGACAAGAACCGAAGCAAACUGGCUCAGCAGCCCUUAAGUCUGGCAGGUUGUGAAAUUAUCCCAGAGCCAAGCCCUGAUCAUCUCUACUCCUUCCGCAUCCUGCAGAAUGGGGAAGAACGGGUCAUUUUGGAGGCAAAGUCCUCCGAGGAAAUGGGCCACUGGCUGGGCCUUCUCUUGUCGGAAUCAGGUUCGAAAACAGACCCAGAGGAAUUUACCUACGAUUAUGUGGAUGCUGACAGAGUUUCCUGCAUAGUGAGCGCUGCGAAGAAUUCCUUCUUCCUCAUGCAGAGGAAGUACUCUGAACCCAACGCCUACAUCGACAACCUGCCCAAGGGCCGGGUGCAGCAGGAGGAGCUGUACGAUGAUGUGGAUCUGCCCGACCUGCCUGUGGAAGAAGUACCCAAGAAUGAGAGCAAAUCAGAAGGGGACCAAGACAGAGUGUAUCUGGAUCUCACCCCAGUAAAGUCCUUCCUCCACUGUGCUGGCAGGAUGUCAUGCCAACCUUCUCCCCUUAGCUCACCAUCUUUGGAAAGGGCUGCCAACAAGGCUGCUGCUGAGACCACAGCUGAGACAGCCCUCCUGACUAAGGAAGCCGAGCCCUGUACCAAGGCGAUGGAGCCCUUGGAGCAGAAACACCCAGAGAAGCCAGAGCCUGAGGAGGCAGUGCCACGAGUGCCUGCUGUCAAAAUCCAGCCCCAGCAGCAGAGCAUCGCCUUCCCCCAGCCGGCCCCCGAGGUGCCACCAGGCCCAGUGCCAGUGGGCAGCCCCCAGCUGGUGCCUGCACACCGGCCCAAGAUGCCACUGCCAGCAGCAGCAGUGGAAACCAAGCUGGGCAAGAACAGGACGGAGGCAGAGGUGAAGCGGUUCACAGAGGAGAAGGAACGACUGGAGAAGGAGAAGGAUGAAAUCCGGGCUCAGCUUACCCAGCUACGCAAGGAGAGACGGGAGCUGAAGGAAAUGCUCGGGAGCAGCACAGACAAGAGCCUGGAGCAGAGACUGAAGGAGAUAGAUGAAGAAUGCAAAAGGAAAGAGAGCCAGAGGGUGGACCUGGAGCUGAGCCUGGUGGAGGUGAAGGAGAACCUGAAGAAGGCAGAGUCUGGCCCAGUAACGCUGGGCACCGCAGUGGACACUACACACCUGGAGAAUGCAGCCCCACGGGUAAAAAGUGCCAGCCCAGCAAAUAGCGCAGAGAACUCACCCGUCAACUCAGCAACGGCUUUAAAAAACCGGCCUUUAUCUGUCAUGGUCACGGGGAAGGGAACAGUCCUACAGAAAGCUAAGGAAUGGGAGAAAAAGGGAGCUAGUUAGAAGCAUGUUUUUCAGAGAUGGACUAAAGACUCGAAUUGCCCGUGCAUGGCCCAGAGGAUUCAACCAUCUGUAGGUGGAGGUUGGGUGUGCAACACAACCACACACCAGGCACCUCCUCCACGUCGCGCCAACUCCUCAGACGCAGCAAUGGACUCAACAGCUGCCAAAAUGAGUUAUCCCAAAUGAUCUUGCUCUUUUCCAGACAAAUCCCAAUCACGUAGCUAAAACAAUAACAACCAGUGGCAAUCCUUCCAUCAAAGUCCUAACCCAGCUGAUGUAAACAAGAAUGUUACUGUACAUAGGGGUGUUUUGUGUAUUUCUACUCUGAAGGUUUAUCAAUGAGUUAUUAAGGUUUCUAUAUUACUGACUGUAGUGGGUUCAGAAGGGGCCUCUGCUAUUCUUUAUACCCUGGUGGGUUUCAACCUAUCCCGGUAAAUUGCAGUGAACUAAAGUCUCACCUGCCUUGCUGCCAGUCAUCAUUCAGCUGCACUUCAUCCAGCCUUCAGUCAAGGAUGAUUCCCACACCUGAGCAAUGCUUGAAACACGAAUGAGAAGCACACAGAAGCCUGUCCAGGGCCUUUUAAUCAGUGUCCUGGUGCAUUCCAGCAUUUGCUUACUCCUACCAGCUGCAGAUUUGACAGAGUAUUGAGCUGGUCACCUUCUCAUGCUGUAAGUUGUGUUACAGACUGGCAGCACCAAGAGCUCUGGGCAAAGAAGGUCUGUGAAGCAGAUUCGGUUAAUUUUCUUGAAGAUCUUGGUCUCCAUCACCUGAGGAGUUUGGUCUGGGAAAAAAAAAAAAAAAGAGAAA